ACCGCUGGUCAAGAUUUAUUCUAUUCACGCUGAGACAGCGGUAAUAGACUUGACUAAACUGUUUAGCCUCUCAAGUAAAUCCUAAGGACAUUACAAAAAUAAAAGAUGUCAGUAAACCCGGGCGGUAGAAGGCUGAAACAGUGGCUACUAGAGCAGAUCCACAGCGGCCAGUACCCUGGAUUGCUAUGGGAGGAUGACAGCCGCGUCAUGUUCCGCAUUCCAUGGAAACACGCUGGGAAGCAGGAUUACAAUCAGGAGGUCGACGCAUCAAUAUUCAAGGCCUGGGCUGUGUUUAAGGGAAAGUUUAAGGAAGGGGAGAAGGCAGAGCCGGCUACAUGGAAAACCAGAUUGCGUUGUGCUCUGAAUAAGAGCCCUGACUUUGAGGAGGUGGGAGAUAGGUCCCAGCUGGACAUAUCCGAGCCCUAUAAGGUGUACCGUAUCGUCCCAGAAGAGGAGCAGAAGAUAGGUAAAAGUGUAGCAGCAGCCAUGACAUCUAGCCCUGGCCCUACUGACAUGGACUGUAGCUCUGCAGACCUAGAGGAGCUCAUUAAAGAGUCUUCCAGUGAUGAGUACCAAGGCAAUAUCAAGAGGAGCCACUCUCCUCAGAAAGAUGGCUAUAGGAUGCCACCCAGCCCAGAGUACUGGCCCCAGGGCAACAUCAGUGCCUUCCCAGGACAUCAAGACCCCAUGACGAUGGGUUCCUUGAAUACAGCCUUCUCCCAGAUGAUCAUCAACUUCUUCUACAGUGGGAAGCUGAUGGACAGUGUGGUGACCUCCAACUCUGACGGCUGUCGCAUCUCCCCGGGCCAGCCUGCCCUGCCACAACAUAACAUCCUGUACUGCCUCUCAGACAGCCUGCAGAACAUCCGCUUUCCCACUGCUGAUCUCAUUGAGGCUGAGCGCCAGCGCCAUGUUACCCGCAAGCUCCUGGGUCACCUGGAAAGGGGUGUUCUGCUCCGUGCCAACCGCGAGGGCAUCUUCAUCAAGAGGCUUUGCCAGAGCCGUGUGUUCUGGAGCGGGCUGGGGGGACUGGACCCACACUAUAGUUCAGGGGGACCCUGCAAGCUGGAGAGAGAUGCUGUGGUCAAGAUCUUUGACACAGGAAGGUUCUUAGAAGCUCUCCAGCAAUAUCAGGAGGGUCUGCUUCCUGCCCCUGACCCCAUGGUGACCCUUUGUUUUGGGGAGGAGCUUCAAGACCUAAGCACAGCCAAGAGCAAACUUAUCAUUGUUCAGAUCACUUUGCUGAACUGCCAGCAGCUGUUGGAUGCGGUGAGCAUGCAUCGCUCCCAGUACAGCGGUUCUAACCAGGAGAUCCAGUCAGACGAGCUGCAUGCUGGGGAGCAGAUGGCCCGGAUCUACCAGGACCUCUGUAGUUACACCGCCCCCCAGAGGGCAGCUUGCUACAGGGACAACAUGCCCAUCACUGUAUGAACAGGACAAGGCACACUCCCUUCACCACUCCCCCGCAUGGAUCUAACUGGAAAGGACUACAAUGAGACGUAUGGUGGAACAUGUCGCUGAAAUACUCUUCAGCCUUUCACACUCUUAGUCCACGAUUACAUCAACACUGUCCUUUUUGGUUGAUAAGAGAGAGUGAGCAAAUGCAUACUUUGAGGAAUUGAAAAAAGGCAAUAGGUAGGGGACAGCAGUGUUAGCUGUAUAUAUUAGGACCCCAUUAGCCUUUUUCUAAGCUCAUGCUACUUCCCUGUGCUCCGAACAAAAUUAAACAUAGCUCAGUUAUAUCAGUAAUACUAUAUCGAUAGUCUUAAGAUCUCAUGAACACAGUAAUAACAUUCAGAGCAAUAAAUCACAUAAUGCAUUACAAUAUAUGUCUACUCACAGACUUUGUGAGGCAAGGUGUUUUUUUUUUUUUAAAUCAGUUUUUGUAUUAUUACUAGCUUGAUUUUCCCGGGGAGGCUGAGGUUUCCAUGUUCUCAUGGCUCUAUUUAGUGCUGUUCACCUCCCAGCUGCUGUCCUGGUCUUGGGGACUGGGAGGAGGCUUAUGGUUACUUGUCCUGUGUGGUGACGAUGUGUCCAAACUGUGUACCUGCGGCCUGAACAAACAUCCCUGGAGCCUCAAUAAAUCUCCAAUCCAGCACAAAGACCAACAGUGGUGCAGUUCAGUCUGAGCCAGGAGAGACAGACAUGCCCCCUCAUGCACAUCUAAGUGCUGUAUGUGCUUCUCUGUUUUGGACCAUCUGCAGUUUGCCUAUGACCUUGCUUGCCACACGACCACAUGACUGGAAAAUAGUCCAGGAGCAGCAGAACGAGUAGGACUUAUGUUGACUGAAAUGGCAAAAAAGCAGAGCACCAUCUCACCACAAAAAAUCCUUCUCAAAUCUUAAUGUCCACUGAGUAUAUAUUUGACAUGUCAGCUUGCUGUCUGCAGUAAAAACCCAGAAGUUUACUUCCCUUUAUUUGCUCAAUCACCAAAUGUUUAAACAACAGAGCUAGAGGCUUAAGUUUCACUGAGGAAUUUGUCCCAUAUACCCUGCUUUUAUUAUUAUAUUUUUCUUUUUCUUUAGGACCAGCGUAGUGAUAUUCCCCCGUUCUUGUGACUAGAAAUCUUUCAUGGGUUUCAAAGCUAUGCGGCAGAAAUGUCUUUAAACAUGCCUUUUUGGUGAUACAGAGGUACUGCAUCAAUGAAUGGAAGUACUACACGACUGUUUUACUAAUGUAGAACAUUUUUACAGAUGGUGCUGCAAAGGUACUAGAAGGUUUACCACCUCGGUAAAUAUGCUAUAUAUAGAAUUUGUGUGCAUUUUUUAAACAUUUCUCACUGGCUUUUAAUGUAUUUUGUUAUGAUGGGAAAGUGGAUUGAUAUUCAAUCCGAUAUGCUACAGUACUUAUAUCAAAUGGUAUGUACAAAAUGUGAUAAUAGCUUUGUAAAACUACUCAGUAAUGGGCUGUGAAAGGGCAUCUUUAAAAUAUUUUAAUUGUUCUAUUUUUACUAUAAAAAUACUUUAUGAGAGAUUCUAGCAUUAACAGUUGCUUGGAUUGUAUUUGAAAUGAGAUAGGUUUUACUAUCAGUCUUCUCACAUUUGUACUGUUUCAAAUGUUUUUUUAUUUUGAAAUAAAUGUCAACAUUUUAAUUUAU
Messenger RNA from Esox lucius (northern pike), 3097 nucleotides. It is a transcript of the gene irf8, whose product is annotated as interferon regulatory factor 8. Bases 106 to 1431 code for a protein of 441 amino acids. The transcript has 9 exons. Gene Ontology annotation, molecular function: protein binding; DNA-binding transcription factor activity, RNA polymerase II-specific; RNA polymerase II cis-regulatory region sequence-specific DNA binding. Lineage: Eukaryota; Metazoa; Chordata; Actinopteri; Esociformes; Esocidae. Gene Ontology annotation, biological process: regulation of transcription by RNA polymerase II; immune system process. Gene Ontology annotation, cellular component: nucleus. The record is from RefSeq and is a predicted model, not a curated record.